UCAGAACUUAUAAGAAAAAUUUCCUUACCUUUUUUUUCAUUGCUUUGAGAAAACCAGAAUGAACGUCUCCAGGGUUUUUCUAAUUUUUAUAAGCGCAAUUCAGCUGACUUCUUCCAUGAAAGAUUGUAAAACAGCCCCUAAAGAUGUUGUGUUCUUGUUGGAUACAUCUGGAUCUGUUGGACUUUUAAAUUUCAAUAUGACGCUGAAAGCGAUAAAAUCAUUUAUUUCAAUGUUUGACAUCGGUCCAAGAAACACCAGAGUAGGGAUAGAAACUUUUGCUACGACUGUUAAUCACCAAUUUGCUUUAGGUGACCAUCAAACUGUAGCAUCUUUGAUAACAGCCAUUGAUAAAAUACCGUAUCAGACUGGAGGUACCCAGAUCACUACUGCACUAGCAUAUGCCGCAACCAACAGCUUCAACACUGGCGGAAGAAGGCUUGCUGAUAAAAUCUUGAUACUAGUAACCGACGGUAGAUCGUAUGACAUAAACAGUACGGUCAUACAGGCCAAUAAUUUGCAAAAGCAGGGAAUAAAUGUAUUUUGUCUUGGAGUUGGGGCGUAUGUUGAUAUAGAAGAACUCCAAGUCAUCACAAAACACAGAAGCCGUGUUUUGCAGGUUCAAGAUUUCAAUACUCUUUCUCAUUUCAUUGGAAAUUUUCGUUCAACAGUAUGCAAAGAAUUAAACCAAGUCAUGACAAACUUAAUUGCGUCACCACAUACAACAACCUUGAGAACAAAUCCACCAACAACUUCAAGAACAACGAUGAAAACAACAAUAAGAAGAACAACACCCACCACGACAUCAUCAACAAAAACCACAACAGCAGUUACUACUCCAACGACAACAAAAAGAACCCCACCACCAACUACAACAUCAACAACAACAUCAAAACUGCCAACAAGAACGACAAGAACAACAGUACUACCAACAAUAAUACUAACUACAGCAAAAAGAAGGCCACUAACUACAACAUCACCAACACUGCCUACAACAAAGAUAACUACAACAUUGCCACCACCAAUACCAACGACAACAUCUCCGCAAAUAAGAUCACGACCAACAACAACAUUAUCACCACAAAAAACAACAUCACAAACAUCUACAAGUAAAGCUCAAAAAACCACCCCCUUUUACUUAAAAGAAGCCUUUCACUGGAUAGAAUACGUGGAGGUAGGAAUUCUAUCCUUGGUAACCGUCGUUGUUGUUGGAUCUCUCAGCUGCUUUUGUCGAUUUUGCUUUUUCUUCCUGAAAAAGAGAGAGGACGACUCAGAGGAACGGAAGCCACGAAGAAAACCAUGCAAACGCCCGGCUGGGUGGCCAACAUAAGUGCUGCUGCACUUGAAUUCUUAUCAACAAUAAAGUAACGUGGUAAAAAGAAACUUUUUUAAAAUCUCCAUACAUGUACAUUGAAAAUAUAAAAUAAUAAAGCCAAUGUUCAU
Magallana angulata is the source of this 1440-nucleotide messenger RNA. RefSeq lists its product as uncharacterized. The transcript has 4 exons. NCBI's taxonomy places the organism in Eukaryota, Metazoa, Mollusca, Bivalvia, Ostreida, Ostreidae. The record is from RefSeq and is a predicted model, not a curated record. The coding region runs from base 59 to 1327 and encodes 422 amino acids.